GGCCCCGAAUGCUGGAGUUGCAACCGUCCGCUCGCUGUCUUACACACCGUAAUUUCUCAAGUAAAUCUGUGAAUAUACAGUAAUACUCGAAAGCUGCGCCAGAUGCUGGCUCAGUACUCCCCGUGGGGCAGGCCGGGGUGCGGGGCACCCAAUGCUGACGGGAUCCGCAAACGGAAGCUGCAUCUGCAGGGUCUCUUCGCCGAGGAGGACAAGAAAAAUCUGGGCGUCGUCUUGGGGCGAUCGUGGGCUGGCACACCACAGAGAGGCAACUCGGGACAACAGAAACCGCAGAGCAGCGCGUACAAGGCGGACCCGAUCCUGCGCUUCCAGUUCAAUGAACCUGUGCGGCGGUGCGUGGACAACGUCCUGAGGUAUCGGCGGAACAACCAGGACAAGCAGGCAUACCGGAAGGAACUAGAUGCUCUAGUUUCGGAGAAGCAGCGGGCCCAGGCCGAGGCGACGACCCGCGAAGCACAGCUGGAGCACAAGCUGGGCUGGAGUGAUGAGAACACAGUAAAAUAUCUCCAGAGGCAAGAGGCAAAACACAGGUGCCAGCAGAGACUAGCUACGGACGAUAAUCCUAGAAAGGUUCUCGGGGGUGUGGAGCUUGUACCGCUGCUAGCUCGCAGAAAAGCAGGGAACGGGAGAUAUCCCCUUUCCACCACAGACGUGACCAGGACUGAUCACAUCAAGGGGGCUGCAGAUUGUCAGCGCCCUGCAGGCAACCACGAAUACGUGCAGGGAUUAUCUCAACAAGUGUCUAGUAAGCAGCAGAGAGUCCAGCAAGCUCGCCAAGAGGAACUGGAGAGCUGCAGACGCCAUUUCGAAACCUGGCAGCAAUUGUGGGGGCGCCCGGGGCACGGGGCCCCACGCGAAGUCAAGGUAAAGGGCAACAUCGACGUCCUACUGCAUCGCCUUCCUGUCAAGUGAUGAGCUCGAAAGACUCUUGUAUUUCUGACUAUCAACUUCAUGAAAAUCCACUAGAAUAGUAAAGAUGCGCCUUGAAACUUUUAGACACACGAAGUUCUGUAGGUGCUGCCAUCUCUUGCGAUAGUUAUAAAAUUUGUAUAAAACAGUAUGACAUUCUAGAAAUAUCUCAUUAUAAUAUGAUGACGCCUCUUGAGGGUUUUAAUUAGAUCUUCGAUUGUGCUACCCUCUGUUCCAUUAAUGCCAAACUUCGUGACAAAUUUCAGUCACGGUGCAGUUAUUGCCAGAACACUGGUUCAUUUUAAAACUGCCUUGUGACAUUUAGUCCAUUUCGCUUUUAAUAUUCGUGAAACUCCCUGUACCGUGACAUUGUUGAGGAAAAUCAGAACUGUUCUUGUAACGGAGCAUUCCUAGAAGAAGAAUGCAUGUGGGAGGUGAGCAGAACUCACUCCCAUAUCUAUGAAGUAGACAGAGAUUUAACGUUGGCGUUUAUAGCAGUUUUUCUCGUAGCGUAGCGAGUCGCAUAAUGAAGUCCGACGACAGGAUAGAUAAAUCAAUCUUGCUGAAAGGCUGUGCGGUUACAUGCAGGUCAUGAGGUCGCUAGAGGCGAGGCACUGGUGUCAAAGUGAAAUUGAACACAGAUGUUGAUUGACGGAGAUUUUGAAAAUCUGCACGUGUUCAAAUAUCACCAGCAGCAAGUGCAAUGACAGGGGAAAAGGGAAAAGCCAAUCGCAUCACAUAAUUGCACAAACAUAUAAACAAUAUUUGUAAGUACAUUCUGCUCCCAUGAUAGCAAUAUAGCGCACGGGCUUAGGCAACACAUCAGCUGAAGUGUGGCUCCGUCUAGCGGGAUUGGGAGGAACUAAAUAUUUGCGAAUGACACUGGCAGAACAUAAUAG
Messenger RNA from Cryptotermes secundus, 1826 nucleotides. RefSeq lists its product as uncharacterized. The record is from RefSeq and is a predicted model, not a curated record. The transcript has 8 exons. Lineage: Eukaryota; Metazoa; Arthropoda; Insecta; Blattodea; Kalotermitidae. Bases 103 to 930 code for a protein of 275 amino acids.